Messenger RNA from Brenthis ino (lesser marbled fritillary), 1560 nucleotides. NCBI's taxonomy places the organism in Eukaryota, Metazoa, Arthropoda, Insecta, Lepidoptera, Nymphalidae. The record is from the annotation of a GenBank genome assembly.
AUGUCAAUACCAGUUCCUUGCAGCUAUAUAAAAGCAUCUGUGUCUGAUCUGAAAUUCAUUCUAACCGCAACAACGGAACAAUCAAACAUGUACUCAAAGGUCAUUAUCUUCCUGUGCGCCGCUGGCAUCGCCUCUGCCGGAAAUCUCCUCCACGCAGCACCUGUUGCGUACAGUGCACCAGUGUCCUCCGUGUCAUACUCUUCUCAAACUACUUCUCAUGGAUCCCCGAUCACAUACGCUGCAGGCCCCGUCGCAACUUACGCCGCCGCUCCAGUCAUCACCAAGACAGUCUCUCCAGCUGUAUCUUACCAGACCAUCUCUCACGCACCAGCCGUGGCAACUUACUCUACGGGAGCUGUUUUAGCUAAAUCCAUCGCGCCUGCUGUAUCUUACUCAACAGUAUCACGAUCUUCUCCUAUCACUUAUGCCGCCGGCCCUGCAGUCAGUUACUCCGGUCCAGUUGUAACGAAGUCCAUUUCACCUGUAUCCUACUCUUCAGUUGCUCAUCCUGCAUCAGUAGCAUAUGCUGCACCUGUCAGCUACGCUUCUCACGCUGCUCCAGUAGCAUACAGCACUGGUUCAGUCGUUACCAAGACUUUGACUCCCGGAGUGUCUUACUCAUCCAUUGCAUCCCCGUCUGUAUCCUACUCUGCUGCACCAGCAUAUUCUUAUGCUGCCGCGCCUGCAUACUCUUAUGGAUCGGCCCCAGUUCUCAAAUCAGCCGUAACUUACUCUGCCGCACCCGCAGUCUCUCACGUUACCUACUCCGGUUUGGGAGUUAACUACGGUUGCUAUAUAAAAGCAUCUGUGUCUGAUCUGAAAUUCAUUCCAACCGCAACAACGGAACAAUCAAACAUGUACUCAAAGGUCGUAAUCGUCUUAUGCGCCGCUGGCAUCGCCUCAGCCGGCAAUCUUCUCCACGCAGCACCUGUUGCGUAUAGCGCACCAGUGUCCUCCGUGUCAUACUCUUCUCAAACUACUUCUCAUGGAUCCCCGAUCACAUACGCUGCAGGUCCCGUCGCAACUUACGCCGCCGCUCCAGUCAUCACCAAGACAGUCUCUCCAGCUGUAUCUUACCAGACCAUCUCUCACGCACCAGCCGUGGCAACAUACUCUACAGGAGCUGUCGUAGCUAAAUCUAUCGCGCCUGCUGUGUCUUAUUCAACAGUAUCACGAUCUUCUCCUAUCACUUAUUCCGCCGGCCCUGCUGUCAGUUACGCUGCCCCAGUCUUAGCAAAGUCUAUUUCACCUGUAUCCUACUCUUCAGUCGCUCAUCCUGCAUCAGUAGCAUAUGCUGCACCUGUCAGCUACGCUUCUCACGCAGCUCCAGUAGCAUACAGCACUGGUUCAGUCGUUACCAAGACUUUGACUCCCGGUGUGUCUUACUCAUCCAUUGCAUCGCCAUCUGUGUCUUACUCUGCCGCACCUGCGUACUCUUACGCUGCCGCACCCGCCUACUCUUAUGGAUCGGCCCCAGUUCUCAAAUCAGCCGUAACUUACUCUGCCGCACCCGCAGUCUCUCACGUUACCUACUCUGGCUUGGGAGUUAACUAUGGCUGG